Messenger RNA from Odocoileus virginianus texanus, 1164 nucleotides. Its product is annotated as keratin-associated protein 9-9-like. The record is from RefSeq and is a predicted model, not a curated record. Gene Ontology annotation, cellular component: keratin filament. Lineage: Eukaryota; Metazoa; Chordata; Mammalia; Artiodactyla; Cervidae.
UAUAAAAGCCCCAGAACAGGAGGAGUGAGCAGAAUCUGAGAAACUCACUUCUGAACAGGAGUCCAUCCUCAUCACAGACACAAUGACCCACUCGUGCUGCUCCCCGUGCUGCCAGCCCACCUGCUGUCAGCCCACUAGCUGCAGGACCACUUGCUGUGAGUCCAGCUGCUGCAAGCCCUGCUGCCCCCCAGCUUGCUGUCAAACCACCUGUUGCAGGACCACCUGCUGCAGACCUACUUGUGUGACCUCCUGCUGCCAGCCCACCUGUUGCAGCAAACCCUGCUGUCAGCCCACCUGCUGUGAGACCAUCUGCUGCCAGCCCUCCUGCCCCCCAACUUGCUAUCAAACUAGUGAAACCACCUGCUGUAGGACCACCUGCUGCAAACCUACUUGUGUGACCACCUGCUGCCAGCCCACCUGCUGUGGGUCCAGCAGCUGUGGACAAACCUUCAGUGGGUCCAGCUGCAGCCAGCCUUGCAGUCAGCCAGCUUGCUGUGCUCCUGUGUACUGCCACAGAAUCUGCUACCACCCCACGUGCUGCUGCCUCCUUGGGUGCCAAGCCCAGGAAUGUGGAUCCAGCUGCUGCCAGCCUUGUAGCCGCCCUGUCUGCUGUCAGACCACUUGCUGUCGCCCUAGCUGUGUGUCCAGCUGCUGCCAGCCUUCCUGUUGCUGAUCACUUCACCAAAGUUUCCCCAUCUCCACACAACAUCGUUUGUUAACUAGCUUGCUAUUGUGUGGACAAAAUCACUUACUAGACUUUGCCGACAACUAGCAUGUUCUACCAGAAUUUCAGUUACUCAUCUGUGGUUUAAAAGCUUGUGAGUCAGCUGAAUAGAGUCAAAAUGGCUUCCCCCUAUCUCUUCCUUCCCUGUAUGAGGAUAAUAUACCAACUUCAUGCAUCCUUGAUAUGGUGUUUGUCUGGGUAUUAACUCUGAUGUCAGGAUCUACUUCCUAGUCAUUCUAAAUAAUUUAUGAAAAAAAUCCUCAUGACAUUUUCAUAGGUUUCUGCAAUUGACCAUAAUCUUCAUAAACAUAUUUUCUUUAUCAGUGUACUCAGGAAUCCUGUAACUUGCUUUCUUCCUUAAGACCACUUUGUGUGUCUUCCUAGAUGCAGGAGUAAUACUUACCUGUUUCUUAAUAAAUUCUAUUCCACAAUUCACUCUA